Molecule: messenger RNA, 750 nt
Organism: Symbiodinium pilosum
Lineage: Eukaryota; Dinophyceae; Suessiales; Symbiodiniaceae
Source: the annotation of a GenBank genome assembly
AUGCCUGACAGGCCAGCCGCACUGCCGCACCGGGCCUCGCGCAGCGCGUUGGCCACCGCGCGCGUUGAGAGCUGUACGGGGUGGGCGCCGCACUGGGUCGGUAAGCGCUGCCCACGUGGCAGCAUUGCCAGGCGCGAGCUCAGCCGCCGUAAGGACUCGCCUGGCCCGAGAAAGUUCGCCUUGGCGGACUUUCGUGCAAGCCCGCAGAUGCCUUCGUUCGGCGAGAACUUCCGUCUAGCUCUGCCGGCGCUGCCGCUGGGCGUCCGCUGGAACGUGCCGCGGCAAGCAGCUGACGCCAUUCACCGCGCUGGAAUGCUGACGCACGUGCGUGCGCGCGGCAGUGCAGCUCACGCUGCUGCUCGUGCAAGUGAGGCCGCCGAGAGUCCCAACAACGUGCACCCGGGUGGCAUCCCCGAGGCACCCCUCACAGCCUGCGACGAGGCCUUGGCAGCACUUGACGACGUGGAUCUCACAGAAGAGCUACGGGAUCCUGUGCCCACGCUCCAGGACGCACCGCCGUUCUUGCGAGCCUCGGUUCGGUCUGCCUUGAUGCACGCGCUGACACGCUUUCGCGUGGCGCAUGCGGGAGGGCAGGGCAAUGGCAUUGCUGCUGCCCGAGCAUGGAAGCUCUUUCUGCUCGCCCCGCGCAUGCUGCUGGCACGCCCCAUGCAGCACAGCUCGCAAGGGCCGGCGACAUUGCUCGACCACGGCCUCGGCGGCCCCGGCGGCGACUCGGCGCGGGAGAAAGUC